CUGCUGAGCCAGCCGACUCUGGUGGUGACGCGCCAAAUGGAGAUGCUCAACAUAUUCCUUGGCUUCGAACUGGCCAAUCGCUACGCACUUGUAUCGCCCGAGGGCGAGCCGAAGGGUUACAUUGCCGAGACGGAGCAGGGGCUGGGCAACGUUAUGCAGCGUCAAUUCUUCCGGAACCAUCGUCCCUUUACGGCCCACGUCCUCGAUGGAGAAGGAAAAGAGAUGCUCGUGAUCCGGCGGGCGUUCAAGUGGCUUACCUCCAAGACGAGCGUGUCCCUUGUCGACCCAGAAACGGGAAGCGAGACGCUCGUCGGCGAGGUCCGGCAGCGACUGACGGUCUACCGGCGCAAGUACGACCUCUUUACCGAGUCUGUCCAGUUUGCCAGCAUCGACGGCGGCCUUUGGGCAUGGGACUUUGUCAUGGUCGACACUGAUGGGGAGCCGCUGGGGGCAGUCAGCCGAAAUUUCCGCGGCUUUGGCCGGGAGCUCUUCACCGAUACGGGUCAGUACGAGCUCGUGCGCCACGGUCCUGCACGGGCCCUGACGCUAGACGAGCGCGCCGUGGCGCUGGCGACAGCCGUCAGCUGCGACGUUGACUACUUUUCGCAG
This is a messenger RNA of Acaromyces ingoldii, 609 nucleotides long. Its product is annotated as Scramblase. The transcript is spliced from 3 exons. Lineage: Eukaryota; Fungi; Basidiomycota; Exobasidiomycetes; Exobasidiales; Cryptobasidiaceae. Gene Ontology annotation, biological process: plasma membrane phospholipid scrambling. The annotation marks the transcript as partial. Gene Ontology annotation, cellular component: plasma membrane. The record is from RefSeq and is a predicted model, not a curated record. Gene Ontology annotation, molecular function: phospholipid scramblase activity.